Pseudogymnoascus destructans is the source of this 1965-nucleotide messenger RNA. RefSeq lists its product as uncharacterized. The coding region runs from base 200 to 1855 and encodes 551 amino acids. The transcript has 4 exons. Gene Ontology annotation, molecular function: CoA-ligase activity. Gene Ontology annotation, biological process: secondary metabolic process. NCBI's taxonomy places the organism in Eukaryota, Fungi, Ascomycota, Leotiomycetes, Thelebolales, Thelebolaceae. The record is from RefSeq and is a predicted model, not a curated record.
GUCAGGUCCAAGUUACUCGAUGUGGCAAGUGGCAUAGCCCUCAGUUGUACUCCGUAGUGUUACCUACAUCCUCAACAUAUAUAUUCCAUGGGCUCCAGAUCUUGACAUUUAUCUCUUCACCGUUAUUAUUGUUUUUCUCAAUUCUGCCCAAUUCUUCUCAGUUGAUACCAAGCCCAGCCCUAUCCCCCUCCCCAUAAUAAUGGUUACCAAAUCUAGAUUCCCAGAUAUUGAUGUGCCAGCUGUCGAUGUCUGGGGCCUAUUAUUUGAGACGAAAGAUAGGCCGUUUUCUGAUAACAAAGUAAUCUACGUCGAUCCCGAGACGAACCGGUCGUAUACUUUCGCAGAGACAAAGAAGGCUGCGAUUGACUUUGGCAAGGGUCUCAAGGCUCAAUGGGACUGGAAGAAGGGCGAUGUCCUUGCCCUCUAUACACCCAACAGCAUUGACACACCAGCGGUGAUAUGGGGAACCCACUGGGCCGGAGGGGUGAUCUCUCCUGCCAACCCAGCGUACACUCCCGCAGAAUUGGCUUUCCAGCUUAAAGAUUGCGGUGCCAAAGCACUUGUGACACAGAAAGCAUUCCUGGCGGAUGCCCGAGCUGCCGCCAAAUCUGUUGGCCUUUCGGAGAAGAGGAUCAUUAUCCUCGGAGACGAGAGGGAUGACAGAUUCAAGCAUUUCACUAGCAUUCGGAACCUCUCGGGGGCAACAAGAUAUGUCAGAACACGAGUGAACCCCGAAAAGGACCUUGCCUUCUUAGUCUAUAGCAGUGGCACCACUGGCCACCCAAAGGGUGUCAUGCUGUCACACCGCAACAUUGUGUCUAACUUAUUCAUGCAUGCUGUAGGGGAAGGCAAUAAUUUGAGUUCUGAUGGUGGACCUGAUGGCAAAGGCGACAAACUCCUUUCUUUCCUUCCAUUUUUCCACAUUUAUGGCCUUACCUGCCUUGUUCAUUACGCAUUCUUCAGAGGCCUCACCACAUAUGUUAUGGCGAAAUUUGACCUCGAGAGAUUCUGCUCCAUCAUCCAGGAGAAUAAAAUUACCUUCGCCUAUGCCGUACCACCAGUGGUUCUUCAGCUUGCCAAGAACCCAGUGGUGGACAAGUACGACCUCAGCACAAUCAGAAUGAUAAACUCGGGUGCAGCACCCCUCACGCGGGAAAUUGUCAACGCAUUGUAUGCCAAACGCAACAUCAAGGUCAAGCAGGGAUAUGGCCUGUCCGAGACAUCUCCCACGACUCACUCGCAGCGCUGGGAGGACUGGCAAACGGCAAUGGGCUCAGUCGGACGCCUUCUGCCCAACCAGACCGCGAAGUUCAUGUCGGCCGAGGAGAAAGAACUUGAAGUCGGGGAGACUGGUGAGCUAUGGAUCAAGGGACCUAAUGUGUUCUUGGGUUACUGGAAGAACCCUGAAGGCACGAAGAACGCGCUCACCGACGACGGUUAUUUCAAGACCGGUGACGUCGGGUUCCAAGACAAGAAGGGAAACUUCUAUAUCACAGACCGCGUGAAGGAACUCAUCAAAUAUAAGGGAUUCCAAGUUCCUCCCGCAGAACUAGAGGGUCUUCUGCUUUCGCACCCGGAUAUCGACGAUGUUGCUGUUCUUGGCAUCUACAAUGAAGACCAGGCAACCGAGGUCCCUCGCGCAUACGUCGUGCCCAAGGCUGGUGUUCCCGGUACACCGGAGACGGGCAAGAAUAUUGCGGAUUGGCUGUCCAGUAAGGUAGCUGGCCACAAGCGCUUGAGAGGAGGUGUUAGAUUCGUUGAUGUGAUACCUAAGACCGCGAGCGGCAAGAUCUUGCGGAGGGUCCUGAAGCAGCAGGCCGAGGCAGAGGAGAAGAAGGUCAAGUCCAAGUUGUAAAGCUUCACGAGAUUACCAGGAGUUCAUAGCGUGCGUGGUGUCUUCCUUCGCAUAUAGAACCAUAUAUCAUGUAUUUACAGCACAUAUAUUUCAAAUAACUUUUUAAAGAC